This is a messenger RNA of Ceutorhynchus assimilis (cabbage seed weevil), 4081 nucleotides long. The record is from the annotation of a GenBank genome assembly. NCBI's taxonomy places the organism in Eukaryota, Metazoa, Arthropoda, Insecta, Coleoptera, Curculionidae.
GAAAAAAGUAGUGUAAUUUUUUGUAAAUAUUUUUUUUGCAUAAUUCAUGUAAGAUGUCUUUUAGACAAAUAAUUAAAGUAUAUAAAAUAAAUUUCUGAACAAUAAAUUGACCAAAAUGGGCAAGUUACAGCGAUAAAAGUAAAAAUGUGGUGGUCACUGUAAGUGGUUCUCCCCUACCUUAUUAUAGAGGAAAUUUUAUUUCUCUGGAAAUGUUUUUCCUGAUUAUUACCACCUACAUCUAACUCAAACUACUAAUAACAAUAGAAACUUUCCAUUACUAUUCGCCUAAUUACAUUUUUGCACUUCUACACCACUGGUGGGAAACUGGAAACUCCAUUAUAUUUACUGGCAACUGCGCAAUCGAUCGAUACGUAAAUUUUCCACUACUACACUUGUUUUCCUUUGCCAAGUUUUCCACCCUUAGUUUUUAUGAAAUACUGUCGUCUUUUAAAAAAACGCAAUCCAGAACUUAGUUUUAAUAUAGUGAAUUUUGCAUUGUUUGCGAUUCAAUUGAAAUAAUAAUUUUCCAAGGAAAAGGCAUGAAUUUUCACCGUAUUAGAUUACAAACGAAAAUGUGAAGCAAAACAAGUUGAAAUUAAAAAUCAUAAUAAUGCCUCCGAACGAAGCAAAUUUAGGAUACGCUUACCAAUUACCAGCAGGAGGAUGGUCAGCCAAAAUCCGAAACGCCUUAUCUCAAUUUAGCGAUAUUUUUAGCGAAUUUGAUAAGUAUAUCGCUCCGGCUUACCAUCAUGAUAGAUGCGAAAGAUCUGUCCAAAUGCGUCUAUACUCGAUGCACAAACGAGAAUUUGUCAUGAUAUUUGUACUGUUUUUCGCAUGCCUUGGACUAACAGUUUUUAUUGGUCUUGCAGGGCCUCCAAUAACAAAGACUACCCCAAUAGAUGGUUUAUCUUUAUUGCCAAAAACAAAUAAUACCAAUGCAUCUAGGAAAGAUAUAGCAACUGGACCUUUUAUUAUGAAAACUCCAAAGUUAUCCACCUAUAACCAACAGCUUUGGAUAAUAGCUAAACUGAAAACAGAAAAUACAGGAGAAAUAAUAGACAAAGAAUUUGAUAUCUGUGUAACUUUAUCUGGAUUAACUGAAGAACAUAAACCUGAUAAAAUUUUAACAGCAAAAGAUCAUCAAAAUAGAAGUCGUCACUUACAUUGCGACAAACAAACUUGUGACGAAUUCAUAGUGAUGCAUCUAGGUUAUCUAGACUACACUCAUUACAUAGUGAAUAUUAUUUUCAACGAUCUUGAAUCGUUUCAUUCAAGAUAUACCAUCAAAGAAGUAUAUUUUUAUUUCAAGACUUACAAUCCAGAUUUUACUCAAAUUGAAGUGUGGUUCAGGUUGAUAUUUUUGAUUGGAGCUUUUUCAAUAACAUGGUGGUACUAUCAAUGCUUAAGAAAAUACCCAGUGCAUUGUUGGGCUUUUGAACAAAAAUGGGUUGGAAUGUUACUUCCACUCCUGAUGACAUUUGAUAAUCCCAUAUUUCCAAUGAUAUUCUUGGUAAGUUCCUGGCUUCCUGGAAUGUUGGAUGCUAUUUUUCAAGCCACUUUCUUGGCGACGUUAUUUUUGUUUUGGUUAAGCGUUUAUCACGGACUGAGACAGAAUGAAAGAAAUGUCUACACUUUUUACCUACCAAAGUUCUUCGUUGUCGGAAUGAUGUAUUUUCCAACGCUGGUACUUUCCACCUGGCAAAAAAUUAGCGAACUGAACGAUCCGGGCUACGAUCAUACAACUGAAGCUAAUUUUUAUGUUGUCAAGGCAUUUUUUUAUAUCUUUGGAGUAAUCUACUUAAUCUACUUAGCUUAUUUGAUUUUGAAAGCAUAUUCAGAGUUGAGAUCUAUGCCCUUCUUUGGUCUUCGUCUAAAAUUCUUAACCCUUUUAAUGUUAGUCGUCUUAACCAUUGGAGGAAUGAUAACAGCCUCAAAAUUCGGUGUAGAUGUUUUAGAAGAUAAUUUUGUAGCUCAAUUAGGUACCCAUUACAACAAUUCAUCACAAUUUAUGUCUUUUUAUGGCUUAUUAAAUUUGUAUGUUUACACUAUGGCUUAUGUGUAUUCACCAAGUAACAAAAAUCUUCACGAUCCAGGAAUAACAAAAGACAACCCAGCAUUUUCAAUGAUAAAUGACUCAGACGAAGAUGUAAUUUAUGGUUCAGAUGAAGAAAGCAGGCGACCACUGAAUAGAGGACAUAACGACGAUGACAGUGACUAAAUAGAAAUGCAAAAACUAUGGAAAAAGGACUUGAAAAUAAAUCAGUAUCAUUUGAUGAUGAACAAAAACAAAGAUGGGUAUAUGAAUUAAAUGCUCGGUGAUAACAGGAAUUAGUUUAAUUGGAAAUAAUUUCGGUUACUUUUUAAAGAAAUAAAUGUCAAUUUAAUUAAUUUGACAGAAAUGUUAAGUACCACGGAAGAAUUAUUAUCUAUGUUUAUAAAUUUAAUACUUAAUAUUAAUUUAUUUUUAUAAAAUUUUGAUGUCGUAGUUAAAUCAAGAUACCUACCAAGUAUAUCAUGCUCUAGAAAAUAAUUGUUUACAUAAUUAUAAUUAGUGUUUUUAGGUACAAUAUUAUAAUGGAUUGAUUAUUUGAUUUUUGUCUCGAACUUCAUCUACGAACUACGAUGUUGUUGUAUUAUUACAAUAAAGCCACACAUAAAUGAUGUAGAUUUUAUAUAACCCAUUAUUGUAUAUUUUCAAUACAUAUUUUUUAUAAAAUUAAGUCAAAUUUGGCCAAUCUAUAUUAUCCAUUUAGGUGAAUAUUUCUAGCCUAAUUUUUACAUAAGCCUCAAUACCAUGUAUUGUUCGAAAAUAUCGUUGAUAAUGAAUUAUACAUUUAUCAGUUUUGUGUACUGACUAUUUACGUUAUUAGACUUCCGGCACUGCAAGUGAUGGUCCUACAAAAAUACUUACAGAAAUUUCAAUUUCUAAAUGUUAUUUAAUAUAUUUAUUGUUUGUAUGUAAUGAAAUUGUUUUUAUGUAGUUUUUUUUCAAGAAAAUCAAAAACUUGGUUUUAAUAAUAAUAAACAUCUUUAUUACAACACCAUAUUUUAUACAAUUCAUCAUACAACAUCUGAUUACACUUUAAUCACUUACACAAAUCUACUUAUAUCAUAUUGAAUAGGAUAAAUCCAGUCAAAUCCUUUGAGGAUACAUUUAAUAACAUUGAGUGAAAACAAUUGGUAGGUACCCACGUACAUAUUAGUGAAAUUUUGAUUCAAAAAAUGUGUGAUUGUCUGCAAUAAGUAGAGGUAGGUACCUAUUAAACCUAUCAUUAAACCAAAAAUAAGAUAUUAAUUUCCUAAUUAACAAAACAGCAACAUCACAUUUAUUGAUUAUUAUCAUAUUAGACAUUUAUUUGGAAGGAGUAUUUACAUCUAUAAACAUUAUAAAAAUUAUUCUAAACUCAAUUCGUUGGGGCAAAUUUAUUGGAAAAUCAAAAUCGAAUUUUUUUAUGUCUAGAUCUUAAAAUUGAGUCUGAUAUUUGAGCAAGAAUUUCCAUUUUAAUCCAUAGAAGGUUGAUUGUCUAAUCUAGGAUACUAGGAAUAAUUGUAGAGAUUUUUAAACAUGAGACACAUUUUUGGGAAAUAUACAUAUAGACCAAAAAACGAAUUUUUGAUCACGUAAGUACAUUUAUAUAGAUAUUAUUACAAUUAGUAAUUAGUUUGUUUUUGUGCGUUAUUGCCUUUACUUUUAUUAAAAAUGUUCACCUUGUUACGUAAGUUUGGAUUAUAAACUUAUAUAAGUUUUACCCAGGACCCAAUACAUUUUUCAGGAAUAUAUUUCUUUGUUUUUGUUAAGUAGUUUUGUUUUAUGUUUAUGUUUUUGGUAUUUUAAGUACAUAAUACCAACUGAAUCAAUAUAAUUAGAGCAGAAUUAUAGUGGUAUACCAAGAAAUCCUCAAAUACCGAAACAUCAACAAUCAUUUAGAGUUUUCUUUUUCUUGGGAACGUUAACAAUUUAUAACAUUCAUUUUUAAGUAGUCUUAUAAACCCUGCGUUAUUUUGUAAAAAUAUUUUUUUAGAAGUUAAAAUAGUAGAUAGUUUUGUUGUUUUCUUUUUGGCGGCAUCUACGUUACACCGU